Messenger RNA from Paramuricea clavata, 1413 nucleotides. The record is from the annotation of a GenBank genome assembly. NCBI's taxonomy places the organism in Eukaryota, Metazoa, Cnidaria, Anthozoa, Malacalcyonacea, Plexauridae.
AUGUGGGACACAUGGAAAACACUUUUCGUAAAAGUUCUUGAUAGGCAUGCCCCAAUCAGGGAAAAGAGACUUAAAAGUAAACCAAAUAUUCCUUGGCUCACUAGUACAAUUAAAAAACAAAUCCACGAACGCGAUCGCCUUAAAUCUCUUGCUAUUAGACAUAAAUCCGAAAAUUACUGGAACGCAUACAAAACCUCUAGAAAUCGCGUAACUGAUGCAUUGCGAGAAACAAAAGCAGCAUAUUAUAAAGGAGAAUUUAAGAAAGUCAAACAUGAUCCCAAACAAGCAUGGAAAACUGUGAAUAAAAUCCUAAACCGUAAACAUGAAAGUAGAGAAAUAAAUUGUCUUGAAACACAGAGAGGACAAAUUUCACAUCCAACGGAGUUAGCGGAGUGUUUUAAUAAUUAUUUCACCAAUAUUGGUCCAGAUAUUGCCAAAAAUAUCGACAAUGGUGACAGAAAUUUCAAGGAUUACAUCACGACAACAACUAGUAGCUUUAAUUUUCAAACAGUGUCUGAGUCGAACGUAUACAGACUUCUGUUAUCUCUAAAUCCUCGUAAAUCUACUGGAAUUGACAAAAUCCCUGCUAAAAUUAUUCGCAUUGCUGCUCCUGUAAUUACAAACUCAUUGACAAAAAUUUUCAAUAUGGCCAUUAUAAGUUCAACUGUUCCAUUUGAGUGGAAAAUAGCAAGAGUCACUCCCAUAUUUAAAAACGGCCCACGAAACUUAUUAAACAACUAUCGCCCUAUUUCUAUCCUCCCUGCAGUAAGUAAACUUUUUGAAAAAGUAUUAUACGAACAACUCCAUGAGUAUCUUGUUACACAGGAGUUGUUGUCCCCUCGUCAAUUUGGUUUCAGGAAGUUUCAUUCUACAGCCUCUGCUCUUUUAGAUAGUACAAAUGAAUGGUUUAUUAAUAUGGACCGUGGUUUGUUUAAUAUAGCUGUUUUUCUGGACUUACAAAAGGCGUUCGACACCGUAAAUCAUGACAUCCUCUUAACGAAACUUGAUCUUUAUGGCCUACAGAAGCCAUCAUUAAACCUUUUAGGAUCCUAUUUAGCGAAUAGAACCCAAAUGUGCUCCGUUAAUGGCGCUCUGUCGGGCACGAAGUUGGUUACAUGUGGAAUCCCUCAAGGUUCAAUUCUUGGCCCACUCUUAUUCUUGAUCUACAUUAAUGAUCUGCCUCACAGUUUGGGGUACUCGUCGACAAGAAUGUUUGCCGACGAUACGACUCUAACUGUAUCUGGCAAGUCAAUUCAAGAUGUAGAGGUGGCCAUAAAUCAUGACCUUACCAACGUUAAACAAUGGCUUUCUGCAAAUAGAUUAUCUCUUAAUCUAGUCAAAACUGAGUAUCUACUAAUAGGAUCUCGGUACAACAUAAAUAAUUUACUUGCUGCUCCAAAUGUAAAUUGGUGA